This is a messenger RNA of Terrapene triunguis (Three-toed box turtle), 1826 nucleotides long. RefSeq names its product peptidylprolyl cis/trans isomerase, NIMA-interacting 4 (gene PIN4). Gene Ontology annotation, biological process: rRNA processing. Bases 59 to 451 code for a protein of 130 amino acids. Lineage: Eukaryota; Metazoa; Chordata; Testudines; Emydidae. Gene Ontology annotation, molecular function: DNA binding; peptidyl-prolyl cis-trans isomerase activity. The transcript is spliced from 4 exons. The record is from RefSeq and is a predicted model, not a curated record.
CCUGAGCGGGGCCCUCUAGCUCUCAGCGGCGUCACGUGCGCGACUUCUGGCUGAGGAGAUGCCCCCCAAAGGGAAAAGCGGCGGCAAAAGUGGGAAGGGAGGAGCCGCUGGCGGCGGGGGCAGUGCUGAGAGGCAGGCCCCGGCCCCGAAGGGUGGGGGCAGCUCUGUGAAGGUUAGACACAUCCUAUGUGAAAAGCACAGCAAAAUCAUGGAGGCCAUGGAGAAGCUGAAGUCUGGAGUGCGCUUCAGUGAAGUAGCCUCACAGUACAGUGAAGAUAAAGCCAGACAAGGGGGAGACUUGGGCUGGAUGACCAGAGGUUCUAUGGUGGGACCUUUCCAGGAAGCAGCAUUCGCCUUGGCUGUCAGCAGUAUGGAUAAGCCAGUGUACACAGACCCUCCUGUCAAAACGAAGUUUGGAUACCACAUAAUUAUGAUUGAAGGGAGAAAAUAAAAUACAAAAAAGAGUGAAGCUGACACUUACUGUUCUAUUCACUGAUUAGGAACUUCCCAGCAGAUUUGUUGUGGGAGUUGUUAGGGUUGGGGAUCUAUAGGACUCAGGUGUGUAUGUGCAUGCAUGCAGCAUGUUUGGUGAUGGUGUCCACACCAUUUCUUUUGUACAAUUUUACCCCAGUUUACAGAUUAUAGACGUGGCAGGGUGGGAGCCAACGGAAAGAAGUUGUCGGUACCUAGCAAAGCACUUCCAGGUAAUGUCUUCAGGCAGUUAUUGAAAUCUCCUUUGUUGUGUGGGGCAUGUGAGAUUCUUACUUCGUGAGAAGUGGAGCAGUUGAGCAGCCCUUGCUUUUCCUGGACUGCUGACAUGGAUGGGUUGACCUAUUGGAAUAGUAUUAGUAGACUUCAUAUAAAAUCCAUGGAAAAAAAUCUCCUUGCAGUUGCAACUUUGGGUCCACGGAGAAAGCCAUUUUACCAGCCUAGUUUAUCCAGGAAAAUCCAGAAGUCUAAUUCAGCCUCAGUUUGUAAACCUAGAUGGUCUAAAGUAGAUUUCACUGGGAGCAAUUAAUGAACAUAGGGAGAAACAGUCACACUCACUCCAUUAUAUAAACUGGCUUCCUUCUUUUCCAGCAAAGGGGAAGUAUUAAACUCAAGAACUCAAAACCAACAGUCCUUGCAUACAUCAGGAAACAGAAUUAAAAAGGAGCCCUGUCUCAGCACUUCCCUGUGGAUCCCAACCAUUUCUCUCCAGGACAGAGAGAGGGGAACAUGAUGACCCCAGCAUUCCUGCUGAGAAUCACCUCUUCUUAGAAAUUAAAACUAAAAGCACUGGACUUUAAGGAGCCCAUCAUAUCACUGGAGCUUCUCUUGCCAGUGGGGAGUGCUCUGGAUUUAUUCUGAAAAGGAGGAUUCUGGACUGGCUUUGUAAAUGGUUUGCACUGAGAGGUGCCAUAAAUACCCAAGUAUAAAUCAGCUUGAGAGAUUUGUGUUAAACAUCCUUUGGGUGAAGUGUCUGUGAGCCAGUGUUGCUAUGAUCACUAAUUAGCCAGCUAAACUGAGGCCCUACAUUCUGUUUAAUGGCAUUUGUCUAUAAGGUGAUAACUUUUGAAAACCACAUCUGAUCAAUUCCAAGCAUUAAUAGGCAAAAUCCUAUUGAUUUGGGUGAAAACCAAAAAAGCCUGAUUUCAAGUCAAGUCCACAGAGUGCCCAUUUGGUACUGCAGGCAGAGGAAGCUCUCUGGCCCCCUCUGCUGCUGCCCACAUACAUCACAGGCAGCAGUGACUACAGCAUCACACACUUAAGGCAGGUCUACACUUACUUCCUGGUCCGGCCCGUAACCAAUCGAUCUUCUGGGAUCGAUUUAUCGCGUCUUGUCU